AUGGAAAGUGAAAGGCGCACGCUAGCAGUCCGUGCUUGCGUAGCAUGUCGCAAGCAGAAACGAAAAUGCACCAGAGAGGUUCCCGAAUGUUCUCUUUGCUCCAAAAAUGGACGGCCUUGCGAAUACGCUGUCGGCAGCCGUGCGGCGCCUUAUCCUGAGGGGCGCUCGCGUGUCGCUCCUCGAAUCCAGAACCCGACUGUAAUGCCUUUACAGAUCGUCGACUCCGCAGCAGAGGCGCCUAGCUCCAAUGAAUCCACUGCCCCGGGGCUCUUGCCAGGCGAAAACCACUUUCCGGCUCUGUUUUUUCUCGAUUCUAGUUAUUUUCAGCAAACAAAAUCCCAACUGCAGAUGCCAACGCUUGAACUCCCUCCCGAGUUUGACUCUAUUGAUGCCCAAUCAAACAUGCAUGAUGUUGACGUCUAUUUCAACUCUAUCCAUACUUUCUUGCCGAUAGUCUCGAAAUUGCGACUGUAUCGAGAGCUCACUGCUCCACAGAGUUGCCGAAAACCCGACACAGCGCUCCUUUUGAUCACCAUGCAACUGCAUACCCGGUCUCUCGACAGUUCAGACCCACCGAAUCGUGAGCUCUAUGGGCUCGCCAAAGCCUGCUGUUCUCAUGUCGAGAGGAGCAAUAUUCUCUCCGUUCGGCUGUUACAAGCCACACUUCUCAUCACUUUAUAUGAGAUAGCGAAUGCGAUAUACCCAGCAGCCUAUCUCAGCGUAGGCCAUUGCGCAAGAUUGGGCCACGCUAUAGGUAUCCACGAUUUCAAGAGAGCACCACAGAUGCUUCACACACCAACAUCAGCCACUGAGUUGGAAGAAAGGCACCGAGUUUGGUGGGCUGUGAUUGUACUAGACAGAUACGUCAAUGUCGGCGGCAAAAAUCGUCCAUUCUCAUGCGACGAUGUCCGACCAGAUGAGCUACUUCCCGCGGAUGAAAAACACUGGGAUCAAGGGGAACUCGCCCUUAUCCAGCCACUUGCAGUAUCAACUAGCACAACAGUGAAAAUUUGUCCCUUUGGUAGAACUUGCCAAGCUUCUCAUUUGCUGUCUCGUGUCCUGCGGCAUAUAAGCGACAGAGACUCUAAUAUUGAGUUUAGAUGUAGCGAAGCUCUGCAACUUCGUCGCACAGUGCAGGCGCUGGCUGCCACAAUUACCAACGAAUCCGAGGAACUCCUAGAGCAUAUGAACGAUGCCACGGCUGACCUGCCCCUUUUUACUGCAACGGCACUGUGCCAUAGUGGCCAAGAUUACCUACCUAUGGCCAAUACUAUCAAGGAUGUGCUCGGUAUUCUGGGUACAAGAUGGAAUUCCGCUAGGGAAUAUAUCGCGAUUCUUGACGGUUAUGACUACUCGGGAAAUAACUAG
This is a messenger RNA of Fusarium vanettenii 77-13-4, 1368 nucleotides long. RefSeq lists its product as uncharacterized. Gene Ontology annotation, biological process: regulation of DNA-templated transcription; DNA-templated transcription. Gene Ontology annotation, cellular component: nucleus. The record is from RefSeq and is a predicted model, not a curated record. Bases 1 to 1368 code for a protein of 455 amino acids. The transcript is spliced from 7 exons. Lineage: Eukaryota; Fungi; Ascomycota; Sordariomycetes; Hypocreales; Nectriaceae. Gene Ontology annotation, molecular function: DNA binding; zinc ion binding; DNA-binding transcription factor activity, RNA polymerase II-specific.